GGCAUUCACUCUAAUGGAAAGUGAAAACAGUUCCUCCGAUUCUCCGACUCCUGUCCGUAAGAUUGUCACCGUGGCUGCCAUUGCUGCCGGUGUUCAAUUUGGAUGGGCGCUUCAACUGUCCCUUCUCACUCCUUAUUCCCAAACCCUUGGAGUCCCCCACACAUGGUCCUCAUUCAUCUGGCUUUGCGGCCCCAUCUCUGGUCUCCUUGUGCAGCCCAUUGUAGGCUACUAUAGUGAUAACUGCACCUCUAAAUUUGGCCGCCGCCGCCCCUUCAUAUCAGCCGGCGCCGUCGCUGUUGCCAUCGCCGUCUUCCUCAUCGGCUUCGCCAAGGAUAUCGGCCACCAUGCUGGUGAUUCCUUGGAGAAACACACCAAGCCAAGAGCGGUGGCGAUUUUCGUCGUCGGGUUUUGGAUCCUUGACGUGGCUAAUAACAUGUUACAAGGGCCAUGCCGAGCUUUCCUGGCGGAUCUCUCUGCGGACAAUCAUAAAACGAUGCGUAUCUCUAACUUUUUGUUUUCGUUCUUCAUGGCCGUCGGAAAUGUCCUCGGAUAUUCGGCCGGCUCCUUCUCGGGCCUCCAUAAAAUGUUCCCUUUCACACAAACUGCGGCUUGCGACGUUUACUGCGCAAACCUCAAAACAUGCUUCAUUAUCGAUAUCAUUCUCCUCCUCUUUGUCACCAUCACGGCGAUUACCACUGUCAGUGAGACGCCGUUAAAGAAACCACAAGAUCCCGAACCUCGUCCCUCCGGGAUCCCCUUUUUCGGCGAUUUAUUCACCGCAUUUAAAGGCCUUAAAAAACCGAUGUGGUUUUUGCUUUUAGUCACGAGCCUUAAUUGGAUCGCGUGGUUCCCAUUUCUCCUGUUCGACACGGACUGGAUGGGGAAAGAGGUGUACGGCGGAAACGUUGACGGGAACGACGCGGAGUCAAAGCUGUACGAUAAGGGUGUCCGCGCCGGAGCGCUGGGGUUGAUGAUCAAUUCCAUUGUGUUGGGUUUUUCUUCGCUGGCGUUGGAGCCGUUGGGACGGGUCGUUGGUGGCGUUAAGAACUUGUGGGGUAUUGUUAAUUUUAUAUUGUGCGCAUGUUUGGCUUCCACGGUGGGAAUCACCAAGAUGGCAGAGGCUUGGAGACGUAGACACCCCGGCGUUCUCUCGCCGCCUCCAUCCAAUGUCAAGGCUUCUGCCUUGUCCAUGUUUGGUCUCUUGGGAAUUCCCCUCUCGGUGACAUUCAGUAUUCCAUUUGCGCUUGCAUCGAUCUUUUGCUCUUCCACCGGUGGUGGUCAAGGGCUUUCUUUAGGCGUGCUAAAUAUGUCAAUUGUCAUACCACAGAUGUUCGUCUCAGUAAUCAGUGGACCGCUGGAUAAGGCAUUUGGUGGAGGCAAUUUAUCUGCUUUUGUAUUAGGAUCUAUUGCAGCGGCAAUCAGUGCUUUGAUGGCUAUUUUUGUGCUUCCAAAACCGCCUAAACAAGUCUCAAUAGUUCCUGGAAUGGCUGGAGGACACUAGCUUCUUCCCUCCCAGAGUUCUAUCUUUGUUUCUGUGUUAAAAUUAAGCUUUUGGGUUUCAAUUGGUAGUGGCUUUUUUGUUCUUGAACACCUUUAUUUUUACUCUAGAAUAGUAAUGAAAGAAAAUUUGGAUCUUUGGGGGAUGGGGGAUGAGAGCUUUAGACUAUGGUAGAGCUUGAAAUCUUGAUCACCUCCUCCAAAUACUUUAAGGUUUAUGGUCAAAUUAUUGGAUCUAAAGAUUGGAUUCAAUCAAAUACUUAUAUCUAUCGUAAUUUGUCAAGUAUGUACUUAAGUUUUUUUUUUCUUUUUUUGUACUAUACUAUUGUAAUUUGUCAAGUAUGUACUUAAGUUUUUUUUUUUUCUUUUUUUGUACUAUACUAUUGUUUUACGGUUUGAUCAUAAAAUAAUAUAUAUUUAUAGUCUAU
Molecule: messenger RNA, 1925 nt
Organism: Rubroshorea leprosula
Lineage: Eukaryota; Viridiplantae; Streptophyta; Magnoliopsida; Malvales; Dipterocarpaceae
Source: the annotation of a GenBank genome assembly